CCCCGGCACGUCCUGCGCAGCCGGGCCAUGGAGAGGCUGGAGGUGACAGAGACCUUCGCUGGCAUCGCCCUUCCCGGGCACCUCCACACCAAGGAGUCCCUGCAGUUCGCCACCACCUUCCCCUUCCGUGACACCGACGUGGUCAUCGUCACCUACCCCAAGUCGGGCACCACGUGGAUGCAGGAGAUCCUGACGCUGCUGUACAGCCGUGGGGACGCACUGCCGGCCAAGACCAUCCCCAACUGGGAGCGGGCGCCCUGGCUGGAGCAGAUCCACUUCAGGGGCGCACUGCGGGACACGGCCGCGCACCGCCUCAUCACCAGCCACUUGCCCGCCCGCGUCCUGGCCCCCCUGCUGCAGCGGAGCAAGGCCAAGGUGAUCUACGUGGCCAGGAACCCCAAGGACGUCGUCGUCUCCUUCUACUACUUCCACCACCUGGCCAAAUUCCUGCCCGACCCCGUCUCCUUCGAUGCCUUCCUCCAGCAGUUCCUCGAGGGCACUGUGCACUACGGCUCCUGGUUCGACCACGUCAGGGGCUGGCUGGGCCAGCGGCAGCUCCUGGACAUCUUCUACGUCACCUACGAGGAGCUGCACCAGGACCUGCGGGGCACGGCGCAGCGGCUCAGCACCUUCCUGGGCUGCCCGCUGGGGCCGGAGACGCUGGAGGCCCUGGAGCAGCACUGUAGCUUCGCCGCCAUGCGGGACAACGCCAUGGCCAACUACACCCUCAUCCCCCGCGAGAUCAUGGACCACAGCCAGGGACGCUUCAUGCGCAAAGGCGUGGUGGGGGACUGGCGCGACCACUUCUCCCCGCUGCAAAACGCCCUCUUCAACCGCGUCUACCAGGAGCAGAUGCGUGACGUUGAGCUCAGCGUCCACUGGUCCAUGGUGUGAGGGCUGGGGGCCCUGACCCCGUAACUUACAGACCCUUGGGGCCGGAGGUGGCGAUGGGAAGCAGCUGCUCCGUGUCCCGUCCAGGGGAUGUUUCCACCACCGUCCCCAGGGCCAUCCUGCCCUUCGGUGGCCCUGACCCUCUCCUUCCUCCGGCCCCGCAGGAAGCAGAGCCCCGCUCAGGAAAGAAUAAAUAUUUAUUGCCAUUCC
Oxyura jamaicensis (ruddy duck) is the source of this 1101-nucleotide messenger RNA. RefSeq names its product sulfotransferase 2B1-like. Lineage: Eukaryota; Metazoa; Chordata; Aves; Anseriformes; Anatidae. Gene Ontology annotation, biological process: sulfation. The transcript is spliced from 6 exons. Bases 28 to 894 code for a protein of 288 amino acids. Gene Ontology annotation, molecular function: sulfotransferase activity. The record is from RefSeq and is a predicted model, not a curated record. Gene Ontology annotation, cellular component: cytoplasm.